Messenger RNA from Scaptodrosophila lebanonensis, 1895 nucleotides. RefSeq names its product amidophosphoribosyltransferase. The record is from RefSeq and is a predicted model, not a curated record. The transcript has 3 exons. Lineage: Eukaryota; Metazoa; Arthropoda; Insecta; Diptera; Drosophilidae. Gene Ontology annotation, biological process: purine nucleobase biosynthetic process; purine nucleotide biosynthetic process. Gene Ontology annotation, molecular function: amidophosphoribosyltransferase activity. Bases 137 to 1786 code for a protein of 549 amino acids.
AACUCGUGUAAGAAAGUGUAAAAAGUGCUUCAAUUUGUUGAGGAAUAUUCAAUUUUACAAUAACACCUAUUACUAAGUAUAUAAGGCUGCAGUGCAACAAAAAUACACACACACACACACACAAAAUAGUGCAAACAUGGCGCAAAGUAAUUGUGGAAAGAGUUGCUCAAAAAUAAAUAAUGAAACCGACAACAUUUGCUGCACUGUUGAAAAUGCAACAGCUGUCAAGGGCAACAAAUUGAAAGUGUUUCCCAACAAGAUUUACAAAUCUGUUCAAGCAAAGGGUCCGGAUGUCACGGGCAUGACCUGUGAGUGCGGCGUAUUCGGAGCCAUUGCCUGCGGGGACUAUCCAACGCAGCUCGAUAUUGCGCAGAUGAUUUGCCUCGGCAUGGUGGCCCUGCAGCAUCGCGGUCAGGAAUCAGCUGGUAUUGUGACGAGUCAGGGGAAGAGCUCCAAGAAUUUCAGUGUACACAAGGGCAUGGGCAUGAUCAACAAUUUGUUCAACGAUGAGGCCAUAAAAAAGCUAAAAGGCAACCUCGGCAUUGGACACACACGCUACAGCACAGCCGCCGCCUCCGAGGUGGUCAAUUGCCAGCCCUUUGUGGUGCACACAGCCCAUGGGGCCCUGGCCAUUGCCCACAACGGUGAGUUGGUUAAUUGCGAGUCGCUGAGACGCGAGGUGCUGGAGCGGGGCGUGGGACUGUCCACACAUAGUGACAGUGAGCUGAUUGCCCAAUCGCUGUGCUGUGCCCCAGAGGAUGUGUCGGAGCAUGAUGGUCCAAAUUGGCCGGCACGCAUACGCCACUUCAUGACACUGGCCCCGCUAUCCUACUCAUUGGUGGUCAUGCACAAGGACAAGAUCUAUGCCGUGCGUGAUUCCUAUGGCAAUCGGCCGCUCUGUCUGGGCAAGAUUGUGCCCGUCGAUGCGGGCCACACAAAUAUCGGGGAGACUCGUGCGGAAGGAUGGGUGGUUUCGAGCGAAAGCUGCGGUUUCCUGUCCAUUGGCGCCAGGUAUGUGCGUGAGGUGGAGCCUGGCGAGAUUGUGGAGCUCUCACGCAAUGGCUAUCGCACCGUGGACAUUGUGGAGCGUCCGGACUACAAGCGCAUGGCCUUCUGCAUCUUCGAGUAUGUUUAUUUUGCGCGCAGCGACUCCAUGUUCGAGGGUCAAAUGGUCUACUCGGCGCGACUCCAAUGCGGUCGUCAGUUGGCGCGUGAGUUCCCAAUAGAGGCGGACAUUGUCAGCUCAGUGCCCGAGUCCGGUACAGCGGCGGCUCACGGCUAUGCCCGCGAAUCGGACGUACCAUUUGGAGAAGUGCUCUGCAAGAAUCGCUAUGUGGGUCGCACGUUCAUUCAACCCUCGAAUCGCCUGCGAAAGUUGGGCGUGGCCAAGAAGUUUGGCGCUCUGGCCCAGAAUGUGGAGGGCAAGCGAAUUGUGCUCAUCGAUGAUUCGAUUGUGCGUGGCAAUACUAUUGGACCGAUCAUCAAAUUGCUGCGUGAUGCGGGCGCCACCGAAGUACAUAUACGUAUUGCCAGUCCGCCGCUUCAAUAUCCCUGCUAUAUGGGCAUCAAUAUACCCACAAGAGAGGAGCUUAUUGCCAACAAACUCAAUGCCGAUCAGUUGGCCGAGCAUGUGGGUGCUGAUAGCUUGGCAUAUCUGAGCGUUGAGGGUCUGAUCAAGGCCGUACAGAUGAACAAGGCUGAUGUGAAUCCCAUCAAGUCCGGCUACUGCACCGCUUGUCUCACUGGCGAGUAUCCGGGCGGUCUGCCCGAGGAGUUAAGCUGGUAGCUGGCAGCUGGUAGCUAGUAGAAAUGCAGACAAAGUCUCGUUUUAGUUUAGGAUUAGCUCUUAGUUGGCGUUACUUAUAAGCACAUAAUAUAAUAUGUAUGUACUCGUA